Alternaria atra is the source of this 1167-nucleotide messenger RNA. RefSeq lists its product as uncharacterized. The record is from RefSeq and is a predicted model, not a curated record. Gene Ontology annotation, molecular function: purine nucleosidase activity. Bases 1 to 1167 code for a protein of 388 amino acids. Gene Ontology annotation, cellular component: cytosol. The transcript has 6 exons. NCBI's taxonomy places the organism in Eukaryota, Fungi, Ascomycota, Dothideomycetes, Pleosporales, Pleosporaceae. Gene Ontology annotation, biological process: purine nucleoside catabolic process.
AUGAGCGCUCCUUCUUCCAAGACCCCAAUCUGGCUCGACUGCGACACUGGGCAUGAUGAUGCAUAUGCCCUCCUCCUCUGCGCGCACGAUCCAAAGGUCGAGCUGCUCGGUGUAAGCACUGUCCAUGGCAAUGCUGCGCUCGAUCAGACCACGUACAACACUAGGGCAAUAUUGGAAGCAAUCGGAAGACGCGAUGUGAAGGUCUACACUGGCGCCUCGAAGCCUCUCGUGCGUGAUGCUGUACACGCUGCCGACAUUCACGGCGAGUCCGGCCUGGACGGUGUCACCCUGCUUCCUAAACCCGUCGAGCCAGCGGCGACCGACGUCGACCACCUCGAGGCCAUGUACCGAGCUCUCAUGGCCACACCACAGAAUACCGCUUGGCUGGUUUCUACGGGCACAUUGACCAACAUCGGCAUGCUAUUUCAGAAGUACACCGAUCUAGCAGCUCAUCUCAAAGGUCUCAGCAUAAUGGGUGGUGCCGUCGGUGGAGGCUUCACGAAUGCGCCAAUGGGUACGGUUGAGGGAGAAGGCGAACGAUUUGGCAAUUGGACGCCUUAUGCUGAGUUCAAUAUCUACUGUGACCCCGAAGCAUCUCACUUCAUCUUCUCGCAUCCCGUUCUCAAGUCCAAGACGACACUCAUCCCUCUCGACCUGACACAUCAAGUCCUCGGUACAAAGAAGGUUCGCCAAACACAACUAUACGGGGAUGAGAUUUGGAAUUCGCCAGGCUCAAAGAGUAACCACACACCCUCAGCUAUGCGGGCCUUGUUCACCCAGAUCAUGUCUUUCUUCGCUGGAACAUACGCUGAGGUGUUCUCCAUAACCGAAGGACCACCGUUACACGAUCCGCUCGCUGUCGCAGCUGCUUAUAAUCUCGAUAUAUUCGAUGACAGGGGCGGCGAACGCUUCGAGGUUGAUAUCGUCACUGAAGGCGUUCACUCAUCAGACAAGUCGAAAGUUGGCGAACUGGGUAGGACAAAAGUCACCAAGCUUCCAAUUGGAGUGGAAGGCUGUCGUAUACCCAGAGGUGUUAGUCUUGACAGCUUCUGGGGCAGCAUUGAAAGUGCGCUCAAGCGUGCAGAUGCAGUCAGUCCGAUGCCGAAGGUUUCUAUCCAAGAGCUGGAAGAAGCCGGUGUUUUCAAUGGCGUUGGGAAACUACAAUGA